Messenger RNA from Penicillium angulare, 717 nucleotides. It is a transcript of the gene rasB, whose product is annotated as Ras small monomeric GTPase RasB. Gene Ontology annotation, molecular function: GDP binding; GTPase activity; GTP binding. Lineage: Eukaryota; Fungi; Ascomycota; Eurotiomycetes; Eurotiales; Aspergillaceae. The coding region runs from base 1 to 717 and encodes 238 amino acids. The record is from RefSeq and is a predicted model, not a curated record. Gene Ontology annotation, biological process: signal transduction. The transcript has 2 exons. Gene Ontology annotation, cellular component: plasma membrane.
AUGUCGGGGAAAAUGACAUUGUACAAGUUGGUGGUCCUGGGUGAUGGAGGUGUUGGAAAAACUGCUUUAACUAUUCAGCUUUGCCUGAACCACUUCGUUGAAACCUAUGAUCCCACUAUCGAGGACUCGUAUCGCAAGCAAGUCGUCAUUGACCAACAGUCGUGUAUGCUCGAGGUGUUGGACACAGCCGGCCAGGAGGAAUACACCGCACUGCGGGACCAGUGGAUCCGAGAUGGCGAAGGCUUCGUCUUGGUCUACAGCAUCACUUCACGCGCCUCCUUUUCGCGCAUCACAAAGUUCUACAACCAAAUCAAGAUGGUCAAGGAGUCAUCAAGCUCCGGCUCCCCAUCCGGCCCCAGUUACCUAGGCUCUCCCAUGCAAUCCUCCGCGGGCCCAUCCCGACCCGUACCCGUGAUGUUAGUUGGUAACAAGAGUGACAAGGCUGUCGAGCGCGCAGUCUCCGCACAAGAAGGUCAAGCACUGGCCAAGGAAUUAGGCUGCGAAUUCGUCGAGGCCUCCGCCAAGAACUGUAUCAAUGUUGAAAAAGCUUUCUAUGAUGUUGUCCGUAUGCUCCGACAGCAGCGCCAACAGCAGCCGGGCGGCCGGGGCCAAGACCGCCGCCAAACACGCGACCGCGAUGCCGGCCCCGAGUACCCAAAGUCCUUCCGUCCAGAUCGGACUCGACAUCGCAGCCGAUUGCAGUGCAAUAUUCUGUGA